Macrosiphum euphorbiae (potato aphid) is the source of this 870-nucleotide messenger RNA. The record is from the annotation of a GenBank genome assembly. Lineage: Eukaryota; Metazoa; Arthropoda; Insecta; Hemiptera; Aphididae.
AUGGACGUUACUCCCUUGUCGGCAGGAAGUACGCAGCAACAACAACAACAACACGUCCAACAGCAGCAACAGCAGCACCUCACGUUAGUACGACGGCGUCAACAACAGCAACAAAACACAUGGAAACUACUGGUGGUCGGCCUAAUGAACGUGCUGAACGUGGGCGUACCGCUGGCUCGGGACUCUGCUGGCGACGAUUAUAUUUCUAUCUGGUCACCACUUGGUUCCGUUCUGGAAGACAUAUUGUUCCCAAAAAACUUGCCCCCAGCUUCCGCUAUGUUGAAAAGCAACAAAUUGGUGGACGACAACGACGAGAACGAUUCCGUGAUAAUCGACUGUCAGCUGGUGGAGUUCCUGAAGGAUGAAAUACUGUCGCAGUCAACCAACGUACCUCGGGAGUUCAUAAUGCGAGUGGUGGUGUUGCUGAACCGAGGCUCGGUGUUGUCCACGACUACCGCGUCAACAUUGCCCAACUAUCCUUACGGUGGUGGAUAUGAUACGAUGAUGAUGGUGGAUUGCCGUGACGGAGGCGUCUCUGGUGGUGUCGUUACGGGCUCCGGCGUCGGUGGUUUCUCACCGCCAUCACUCUUGCGAGAACAGUUCGCCAAAGUUUGUUUUGAAACGCUGUUGCAGUUUUCAUUGGUCGAUGGCAUAUCGUCGUCAUCACCUCCGCCGACGGAUAACAACACGGUGAACAGUGGCAGUAACGAUUCCAACGCGGACGCCGAACUAAUUACCGGCAAACUUGCUGUUACUGCUUUGUUGCACAGAUUCCAAGAAGUUGUCGAGAAGUUCUGUCACGAUCAAAGUUUGACCGGAAAGUGCCCAUUGCCCAGGUCGAUAUACAAUAACCAAUAUACCGAACCAUAA